This is a messenger RNA of Choloepus didactylus (southern two-toed sloth), 5844 nucleotides long. Its product is annotated as KIAA1210 ortholog. NCBI's taxonomy places the organism in Eukaryota, Metazoa, Chordata, Mammalia, Pilosa, Megalonychidae. The record is from RefSeq and is a predicted model, not a curated record.
AUGGCUGAAUUACUAAGUGAAGCUUGUGGCAGUCUGGAAGUUCUGGAAGUCAGUGAUGAGGGAAAGAAGAAAUCCAAAUUUAAAGCCUUCAGGAACUUUUUUGGCAAGAAGAAGAAAAAAGAAUGUGAAGAUGCCCCAGGAGGGAGGAUGCUAAAACCAAGCCUGUCCAUUGGCAAUAUUCACAUCUCUUCUCUGAAGCCAGUUCUGGGACUUCAGCAAACUGAGACUAGGGCAAAGAGCAGCAUGGGGAACAAAGCUCUAUCCCACGACAGUAUCUUCAUGUUGGAGCCUGAACCUGAAAGAUCAGCAAGUAAAUUGUGCCCCCUUCUGAAGCCCCACAGGGGCAGAAUGCUGCAGAGAACUCAAGUUUCUAGAACUCUGCCUAGAAUUGGACUUAGUGAUGUGCCUGGAGCUGUUUCUGAUGCUGUCUUUGGAGGUGUGCCCCGAUAUGUGCCCAGAAGUGGAAUCUGGGUUGCAGGCUCCAUGAUCCCUGAGAUCCCACCACUGCACCCACACCAACCCAGCAUCAGCCCACCUCUUAUCCGACCUGAUACAAUCUCUGAGGACUUUGAAGAAAUCCCUAUUGAUGACAUGUCACCUAAAAGCUCACAAAAGAAGGCUUCAUUCCACAUGAUCUUGACAGUGAAGAAGGUGAAAGCAAAGCAGGAGGAGCCAAGCCCUCCAAUGGCUUCUGAAGAGAAGAGUACAACCAACCAAAAGAAGGUGAGCAAAAGAAAAAUACAUGUACAAUAUAAAAAUUCAAGCAGCCAAGAACAAAGCAACAAAGCCAAGAUUUGUGGUAAGAAAACAACAGAUGAGGCUCUGAAUGAUGACUCUGCUGCGAGUCAGGGCUACCCAAUGUCAGAAGCAUAUGGAAGACAACGUGGAAGAAAAGGAUCAAGUGCUUUAGGAAUGAGUGAGGGUGGAACCAGAGGAAGAAGCCUUAAACAAUCCAGCCAAGGGCAUGACCCAGGAGAUGGAGCUGGGUCCCCACCUACCAAGAAGACUGUCAGGGAUUGCCCCCUCAGGCACCUGCCUUUCGAGAAACAAUUUAUGGAGCAGCCCACAACUCCACCAGCAGAAAAAGCCUCCCCUCAGGAGGUGCUUUCAGAUAAAGAUGAUGUGGGAAGGAGAAAUCCUGGCGUAGAUUUUGAAGCCAAAGAAGCAUCAGCACCACAACCCAUACCUGGAGACAUGAAAGAGUCCAUGGUUAGUGGUCUACCACCAUACCAUGAAGAUGGGGCUUCUGGAGUCAAGAAGACAGAAGCCAGAGCUCCUCUUUCACCAGUGGUGGAAAGCCCUUCUACAACCCAAGAAGAUAUUCACUCAGUGUCAUUGGAGGCUCAGGUGUUUAUGGAUGCUUUUCAUAACCAGUCAGAAGAGGAAGAUGAUUCCGGCCUUGAUUCAACAAAUGCCCAAUUUAAAAUAGAGUCAUCUCAGGAUAUCCUAACUAUCUGUAAAGAAAAGCCUCCUGGAAAUGUUCUCCCGGCCUUUACCACAAGUGUUUCAGGCACAGCAAGUGCUAUGGCAGAGGGAGACAUUUCUGAAGAAAGACUGCCUCCCAGAAGCAUUUCUCUGGCUUUGCAGAGGCCUGAAGAUGGUCAACAAGUCUCCUCAGAUUCAGAGAGUACCUCAGAGGAGGGAAGUGGUUUUGAGGAGCACCUGACUCUUGGACACUCUUCCCAGUCUUUGGAGAAGCCUGAAGAUGAGCAAGAAGUCUUUCCAGAAUCACAAAGUUUAGUAGUGGAAUUGAGCAGUUCUGAGCAGCAAGUGACUCCUGGACCCUCUUCCCAGUCCUUGGGGAGGCCUGAAGACUGCCAAAAAGUCUCCUCAGAUUCAGAGAGUGCUUUAGAGGAGAUGAAGGGUUCUGAGGAGCAGCUGACUCCUACAAACUCUUUUCAGUCCUUGGAGAAGCCUGAAGAUGAACAAGAAGUCUUCUCAGAAUCAAAAGGUUUUGUUGUGGAAUUGAGUGAUUCUGAGGAGCAGCUGGCUCCUGGUUGCCCUUCCCAAGCUCUGGGGGAGCCUUCAGAUAAAGAAGUCUCCACAGAAUCAAAUAGCUGCAUUGAAAAGUCCAAUAAUGCUGAGAUGCAGAGCAAUGCUGAGGAAGCCCUGCCUCCCAGACCCCCUUCCCAGGCCUUGGGGAAGCCUGAAGACCAACAAGAAGUCUCCUCAGUUUCAGAGAACACUCCUGAGAAUUUGAGUGUCUCUAUGGAGCAACUGCCUCCCAGAUGCCCUUCUCAGCCCUUCACCAGUCCUGUUGUUCAGCAACAAGUUUCCUCAAGUUCAGCUAGUGCUUCUGCAAAAUGGAACUGUUCUUUGGAACCAGUGUCUCCCAGCUGCAUUUUCCAGUCAUGGGUAAACCCUGAAUUUGAACAAGACUCUGCAGGUCCAGAGAGUGCUGCUGUUGAGUGGGGUAUUUCUAUGGAGCCACUGCCUCCUAGAAUCCCUUCUAAGUGCCUGAUGAGGUCUAAAAGUGAGCAACAAAUCUCCUUAAGUCCAGAAAUUGCUACUGUGGAGGGGAUUAUUUCUAUGGAUCUGCUGUCUCCCAGACAUCAUUCUCAGCCCCUAACAAGACCAACAGUCGAGGAACAAGUCUCCACAGGUCCAGAAAUCCCUACUGUUCAGGGGAGCAUUUCUAUGGAGCCAUUGCCUCCCAAAUGUCCUUUCCCCCCACAGGUGAGUCCUAAAGUUGAGCGACAGGUCUCUACAGGUCCAGAGAGAGCUGCUGUUGAGGAGAGCAUUUCUAUGGAGCUGCUGCCUCCUGAACUUCCUUCUCAGCCCCUAACGAGACCAGUAGUUGAACAAGAAAUCUCUGCAGGUCCAGAGAGUACUGCUAUUGAGGGAGCCAUUCCUAUGGAGCCACUGCCUCCUGAACUUCCUUCUCAGCCCUUGAUGAACCCUAAAGUUGAGCAAAAAGCAUUCUCAGGUUCAGAGGACAUUGACUCUCAGAGGGUCAUUUCUGUGGAGCCACUGCUCCCUGAAUAUUCUUCCCAGUCCUUGACAAAUUCUGAAGUCCAGAAAAUCUCCAUGAGUGCUGGUGUUGAGGAGGGCAUUUUAAUGGAGCUGCUGCCUCCCAGCCCUUCCCAGCCCUCAGUGAGGCCUAAAUUCCAGUCACAGAACAUUACCCUAGAGUCAGUGAGUGCUUCUGCAGAAGGGAGCAGUUCUGUGGAGCUUCUGCCUUCCAGUCACACUUUCCAGCCACUGGUGAGCCCUAAAGUCGAGCAACAAGUCUCCACAGGUCAAGAGAGCACUGCGACUGAGGAGAGCAUUUCUAUGGAGCCGCUGUCUCCCAGACAUUAUUCUGAGCCCUUGAUGAAACCAAUAGCUGACAAAGAAGUCUGCUCAGGUUCAUUGAAUGCUUCUGCAGAGGGGAGCAGUUCUAUGGAGCUACUGCCUCCCAGGUGCCCUUUCCAGGCAUGGAUGAACCCUAAAUUCGAGCAACAAGUCUCUGCAGGUCCAGAGAGUGCUGCUAUUAAUUCAGGCAUUUCUGUGGAACUGAUCCCUCCCAGAAUCCCUUCUCAGCCCCUAAUGAUACCAAAAGUUGAGCCACAAGACUCCUCAGGUUCAGUGAGUGCUUCUGCGAAAUGGAGUUCUAUGCAGCUGCCACUUCCCAGAUGCCCUUUACAGCCCUGGGUGAGGCCUCAACUCCAACAAGUCUCUGCAGGCCCAGAGGGCAUUGCUGCUGAGAGGAGCAAUUAUAUGGAGCUGCUGCCUCCCAGACAUCAUCCUCAGUCCCUGAUAAGACCAGUAGUUGAGCAAGAAGUCUCCUCAGGUUCAGUGAGUUCUGCUGCAGAAUUGAUUGGUCCUGUGGAGACGCUGCCUCCCAGACCCACUUUCCAGUCAAGGGUGAACCCUGAAGUCCAGCAGCAAGACUCUGCAAGUUUAGAGAGUGCUGUGGCUGAGGAAGGCAUAUCUAUGGAGCUACUGCCUCCCAAACAUCCUUCCCAGUCCCUCGUAAGACAUAAAAUCCAGCAAAUUUCCUCAAAUUUUGAGGGUGCCACUGUUGAUGGGGGCAUAUCUGGGAGGUCACUGCCUCCCAGAUAUUCUGCCCAGUUCAUAAGUAGGUCUAAAGUCUGGGAAAUGUCCUCACAUCUAGAGAACCCUGUUGUUGAAGACAUUUCUAAGAAAUCACUGCUUCCCAGGCGUCCUUCCCAGUCAUCUGUGAAGUUUAUGGCACAGCAAAUCUUUUCAUGUUCAGAGAGCCCUGCUAUUGAAGGGGGCAUUUAUAUGGAUCCGCUUCCUCAAAAUCAUCCUUCCAAAUCUUUGUUGAGGCCUAGAGUUGAGCAACAAGUUUUCUCAGGUUCAGAGAGUGCUCCUGAUAAGUGGAGCAGUUCUAAAGAGCAGCUGCCACCCAGAUACCUUAUCCAGGCUUUGGAAAAGCCUGAGCACCAGCAAGAAAUCUCAGUUUCUGAGAGCUUUCCCGAAGAAUGGUAGAGUUCUGAAGAGCAGCAGCCAUCCAGACCCCCUUCCCAAGCCUUGGAUGGGUCUGAAUUCCAGCCACAGAUUUUUCCAAUGGGCUCAGUGAGUGUACCUGCAGAAAAGCGCUGUCCUGAGGAGCAACUGCCUCCCAGGCACCCUUUCCAGGCUUUUGGAAACCCUGAAAAUCAGCAACAAGUUUAUUCAAGUUCCAUGAGUGCUAUUGCUGAGGGAAUCACUUCUGAGAAUAAUUCUGGCAGCUGGCCCCUACCAAGAGGCCCAGCUUCUUCAAACAAAACCAGGAAAGCAAGCCAAGACUCCGAAGAUGGAGCUCUCAUUAACAGCGACUCAACCCUUGCUACCAAAUUUGUGAAGUUCACCAUCACUCCAGCCUGUCAAACAUCCCCUUCUGGGGGCCCUUACUGUAAGGAGGAAGUUCUUGAGAGUGGUAAUCAAAAUAAUAACAGCCAUUCAAGCUCACCCAACAAUGGGAGUGAGGUUGAAAGCCUUUUUGGAGUCCGACUGAAGAGAAUUCCUUUCUCACAGAGGUACAAGGAUGAGAAACAAGAUAGCUUUACUGAACUUCCUUCAUCCCACUUGAGCCCAAUUUCAUCAUCCAUUGGUAAAGAACAGCGAGUCAGAAGAAGCACUUUCCAGAGGCGCUCGGGCACUUCAGAGAACAUCACCAUGGUAUUCCCAGAUGCCCUUUACAGGGCAGAGAAGCAACAGGUCAGGCCUAAAUCUGAAGACAUGGCCAAGAAGCAACCUGCUUACAACAUCCCAGAAAAGGCUCCUGAUCAACAGCCAGGAUUGAUAACCAUGGGAAAGGAGAGGCAGAGGAGUUUCCAGGCCCAGGUUCCUGUGAAAGAGCCUAUUACCAAGAAGACAGCAGGAGCCAAAUCUGAGGCUAAGGAGCAUCAAUAUGGGGGAGCUGACCUUGUAAAUCAAUACCAACCAAGAAUGAGUUUAAUUUCCAGUAUCUAUAGACAGGAGAAGAUGGCAAAAAUGAAGCUACCUAAGUCUACCAAAGCAGUUGGAUUUGAUGAUGAGAAGAUAUUUCAAGUGCCUACCAUGGAAGGAGGAAAAUCUUCAUCUCUCCCAGCUGGGCUCCAUGAGCUGGUUGAGCCGACUGAACCGAUUGAACCGAUUGAACCAGUCUGGAUCUCCCUGGCCAAGAAGAAAGCCAAAGCAUGGAGCCAAAUAGCAGAGAUUAUGCAAUAAAUAGUUCAUGGUAGGAGCAUCAGCUUUUUCAAUCAUAAUUGCCAAUAGCUGUAUUAAUCUGUGUAGUGGUUUCUUAACUGUGACCAUUUUUUUAAUCUUCAUUUUAUUGAGAUAUAUUCACAUACCAUGCAGUCAUACAAAACAAAUCAUACAUUCGAUUGUUCACAGUACCAUUACAUAGUUGUACAUUCAUCACCUAAAUCAAUC